UCUACCUAGAUAUGAGAAGCACAUGGAAAUGUGAGAACUUAAAGAGGCCUAUGAAUAAGGUACAAUUCGAAUCGAGUGAUUGAAAUCAUCCACGUGAUAGAGUCUAGAAUUAAAGUUGUUCGAUUUCGAUUCGGCGCUCGAUUCGCCCCAGAUGCAGCCAGCCCAGCCACGCCAUGCUACAGUACCGCAAAUAAGCCUAAAAUCAGCCUUCUGCUUCAGUGCAGCUUUCCAAGCCCCAAGUCACUCACUCGCUCUGUCUUCCUCACCAUAACGUAGCCGCAGCAGGCUGCAGAGCAUGUCAUCGAUUCUGCGCCUCACCUGCACACCGAAACUUCGAUCCUACUACGUACCUUCUACACUUUCGUCUCUGUUCUCUUCGUUGUGAAUACUUUAAAUUGCUAUUUGUUGUUUCUGUCUCACUCUGAACCACUUGCGUCACAAAAUCGGAGCCACUUGACCCUGAAUCAGAAACAUAAUCACAAGACCCCAGGGAAAGAUAGAAAGGAGAGAAGGAAGGGAACGAACUACGCCUUCGGUGCUACGACUACGAGAGAGGAUUUGGUGCUCCGAAAAGGACAACACGCCGACUUUGCAUACUGGUUGAUUGUUGGAGGCUGUCUGCCAGAGAAAGGAAAUACGAGAGAGAAAGCAAGAUUUUGGAGGCGACACGGACGAGGCAAUACACUCCUGGAAAGAGAACGAGAUUAAAUGCUCCCCCCUCCAGGCUUCGAGGCCUCACUCGACAACAAUGCAACACCAACCAGCGCCCUUCUCUCCUCUGCAAUAACCACCGCCAUCCACCUCGGCGUCUCAAUCCCAACCCUCACCUCCCUCGCCCUCACCACCUCCCUCCCCUCCAGCUCACCACUUCCCUCCUCCUCUCCCUCAACAUCUACAUCAACAACGUCGAGCUCCUCUCCCCACGAGCCUCCCGAAAAGAACGGCCAAUGCGAACUCUUCGGCUCCUUCGCAAUCCUCAUCCAAGGCUCCUUAGGUCUCUGCGCCCUCCUCGCCCUAGUCUACAAGCGAUGGCGGGAACGGCCACAGAGACCCGUCAAGAUAUGGUUCUUCGACGUCAGUAAACAGGUGUUUGGGAGUGUGUUGGUGCAUAUUGCGAACUUGUUGAUGAGCAUGCUGUCGAGUGGACAGUUUGAUAUCAGGCUGGAUGCGACUAGUGUUGUGACAAAGAGGAUGGUUGAUGACAAGGGGAAUUAUAGUCCGAACCCGUGUAGUUUCUAUUUGCUGAACUUGGCGAUCGAUACCACAGUCGGCAUCCCCAUCCUCAUCUUCCUCCUCCGCAUCCUCACCUCCCUCUUCCUAUACACGCCCCUCGGCAACCCACCGGAAUCCAUCUCCUCAGGCAACUACGGCACCCCCCCGCGCGCAUGGUGGUGGUUCAAGCAAUCGAUCAUCUACUUCAUGGGCCUGAUGGGCAUGAAGAUCUGCGUGCUCAUCAUCUUCCUCGUCGCGCCGUGGAUCUCGCGCGUGGGCGACUGGGCGCUCCGCUGGACCGAGGGCGACGAGGCCCUGCAGGUUAUCUUUGUGAUGCUUGUUUUUCCCGUCAUUAUGAAUGCCACCCAGUAUUAUAUCAUUGAUUCGUUUAUUAAGAAUCAGAAACCUGAGGGCCAUGAGAGGAUUCCUGAUGGGGAUAGUGAGGCUGGUGAGGAUGAUGAUGUUGAUGAUGACGCUGAGCGUGGACUUGGAGGUAGAGGUGGAGGUGGGCAUGAGCCGUAUGUGGAGGGGAGUAGUGAGGGGAUGGACUCGGGUGAUGAGGAUGACGAUGAUGCGGAGAUUAAGGCGAAGGCUAAGGUCGAGGAGGUGAGGAGGAAGAAUGCGAAGGGUACGAGUAGCAGGAGGAGUCCUAAGGCGUUGAAGAUGGCGCAUAAGGAUUAUGAUCCGCUGUUUGAUGGGGAGAAUAGCCCUACUGUGGUAGGCAGCGCGAGUACGAGCGAGAGGGAUAAGUUACCGCCUAAGGAGGCGGAGAGUGAUGACAAGGAGCAAGUAAGGGGAGCGAGGAGGUAG
This is a messenger RNA of Cadophora gregata, 2022 nucleotides long. RefSeq lists its product as uncharacterized. The record is from RefSeq and is a predicted model, not a curated record. The transcript is spliced from 2 exons. Bases 709 to 2022 code for a protein of 437 amino acids. Gene Ontology annotation, cellular component: membrane. Lineage: Eukaryota; Fungi; Ascomycota; Leotiomycetes; Helotiales; Ploettnerulaceae.